AUGAAUGAAAGCACAGUAGCAUGGGAAGAUCUUAUCCUUCAUCGAAAAGACAUGACUGCAUUCAAAUCACGGACUUGCAAGAUCUACAAUAAUAAAGCACGGUGUUCUACCGAUUUAAAUAAGUCAUGUCCUUGUGGUCGUAUGGUUCGUCGCCACAGUUUCACUGAUGAAUCUGUAGAAUUCAAAGAAACAAAGCCAGAAAAUACUGCAUGGAAGCCUCCGAAAGAAUUUCGCGAAAUGAUUCAUUCUGCUAAAGUGCCUAUCAAUAUAUAUGGAACAUUGCAAUCUACCGGUUGUAAAUUUCUUCGAAUUGAUCUUCGAUUACCAAUUAAAGAUUUAUUCCAAUUAAUUCUUGAAGAUUGUCAAAAACAAAAACCAGCUCUUAUUUUAAGUAUUUAUGGUGGAGCCAAAUAUUUUACUAUGACAGAACGUCUUGAAAAAGAAUUUAUCAGAGGUGUUAUUGAUGCUGCUACUAUGGCCAAUGCAUGGAUUCUUACUGCCGGUAUCAAUAAUGGUAUAUCAAAAUUAGUCGGUGAAGGUAUUUCACAUUAUCGUGUCUUACGUGAAUAUUCGAUUAAAGUGAAAUGUAUUGGAAUGACAAUGUGGAGUACAAUAAAUGAUAAUGCACGUCUUGAACUUAAAAAUGCAUCAAAAGGAAAUCCACGACCAUUAUGUGAACGACAAAUUCCAGAAAAUACUCAAGAAGAUAAAGAAACAAUCGAACCAAAUCAUACACAUUGUAUUUUAUUUGAUAGCGGUAAAUUGAAUGAAUAUCUCAGUGAUAUACAGCGUGAUCAAUUUGUUACUGAAGCAUGUAAUUAUAAGGAUCAAGGUAAAGAGAAUGAUUAUACAUGUUAUGCUGUAACAAUUAUCGUCGAAGGAGGAACUGGUAGUCUUGAAGUUCUUGAAAAUGAUAUUAAAGGAAGACGACCAAUUGUUCUGAUUCAAGGUAGUGGUCGUUUAGCUGAUGUACUUGCUAUGCUUGUCGAACAGACAUCAAAUCCUGAUCGUAAUCAACAUUGGGAUCCAUCAGAUCAAGAAAUUGAACAAGCUCUUGAUCGGUUUUAUCCUACUAUAUCUAUUUCAGAAGUUUCUUUAACAAAAAAACGAAUUCAAAAUAUUUUAAAACAAGAAAAUCGUUAUCUAUUACAUGUUUUCUCUAUGGAUCGUGAUAAAAAUGUAGCUGAAAUAAUUUUCAAGGCUAUAUUUACUGCUACAAAAAAGAAAACUAAAAUAGAAGAUAAUCAGAAACAUGAAGAUGAACCAUCAGAUCAAGAAAAACAACGUCGAAAAGAUGAAGAUAAACUAGUAGAUUUGGCACUUGAAUGGAGUUAUUUUGAUGGUGUUUUACCAAUAUUACAAGCGCGACAAGGUGAUAUGGUGAAGAAAAAUAAAUAUUUUAUAGAGGAAGAUAUAAAACGGCAAAAGUAUCUGUUUAUAAAAUCUCUUCAAAAAAAUCGUUCAAAAUUCAUUGAAUAUUUCUUAAUAGCUGGUUUUGAUCCAUUAACUUUAGUCGAUAAUAAUAAUAGUUCUAGCUACCAAAAAUUUAUUGAAAAAUUAUAUGUGGAGAGUUAUACAGUUAUGAAUAUGAGUCACAAAAAUCGUUUACUAAAUAUACUUGGUAUAUUACCACUUCGACGAAUAAAAGAUAUUGAUUAUAAAUUAAAUCAAUUUAUUGGUUCUUUUUUCGAAUCGAUUUAUUCUUUUAAAGAUACUAGUUUUGGUAAACGUAUUAAAAUUGAUUUGAGUAAUCAUGUAUGUAAUUGUUGUGGAUUUCAUAAGCAUGUUGACGAUAAAAAUGAAUUAAAUGCUAUGAAUAAUCAUAUAAUAAAUGAUCAAACAAUAGACACAUAUACAAAACAUCAUAUGUUACGUGAUCUUUUUUUAUGGUCUAUUCUUAUGGAUAUGCCUGAAAUGGCUAAAGUUUUACUUCUUCAUGUUCGAUCUCGUAUUUGUGCUGCUCUUAUAGCUUCAGCUGUAUUUAAAAGAUAUUCAAAAGCAUCUCAAACUGUUGAUGUGAAAGAUAAAUUUCGAAUGCAAUCAUUAGAAUUUGAAACAUAUGCUGCAAUGUGUGUUAAUAAAUGUUAUGAAUAUAAUGAGAAACGUGCUUGUGAAUUACUUGUACGACAAAUACCACUUUUUGGUAAUAUUACAUGCAUGCAGGCUGGAAUUUCAAGUGAAAGUGUAAAAUUACUUGAAACAGCUUGUUUCGAUCAAACAUUAAAUCAAGUAUGGUUUGAUAAAUUAGCAUUGAGUAAUCAACAAACAUCAGCUAAAUUAUUACAAAUUCCUUCAAUUAUUACUUUUGGUUUAAUAGCACCUUGGAUUAUUACAUAUCGAAAAGAAAAUGAAGAAUCAUUGAAUAGUACAAAGAAUGAUGCUCUAUCUGAAGAAGGUAUAAACUAUUAUGUUGAUGAAAAAAAUUCCAAAGAAGGAACAUGUUCAAAUUAUUGGAAGUGUGUUCAAUAUUUUCAUGAAAGUUCAAUGAUAAAAAUGUCAUAUCAUUUUAUUAGUUAUAUUUGGUUUUUACUUGUAUUCAGCUAUAUGAUGCUUUAUCAUUUAGAUAGUCGCGAUACAUUUAUAAUUCCUCAUUGGACUGAAAUUUAUGUCAUUAUUACUGUUUCAACUAUGUUUUGUGAAGAAGCUCGACGACUUUAUUAUGAAUAUCAUACACGUAUGCUUGAACGAUGGGGUUCAACUGGAUCUAAUCUUUUAACUGUAUUGACGAAUAUAUUUUAUAUUUUACCUUAUUUUCUUUUUUAUUUGGGUCUUGGUUUUCGAUAUGCUAGUUAUACUGAAGAAUUACUUUCUACUGCAAGAAUUAUAUGGGCACUUGAUCUUGAAUUAUGGUAUCUUCGAUCACUUAAAUUUGUUAUGGCUUUAAAAUUUUUAGGUCCAAAAUUAUUUAUGUUAAAAAAUAUGCUUCGAGAUUUAUUUGCUUUUGUCUUUAUGAUAUUCAUUGCAAUAACUGCUUAUGGUGUUGUAUCUCGAGCAUUGAUUCUUUAUAAACAAGUACCAUUUACAGGUCAUGGUAUUUUUAGUGAGAUUUUCUAUGAACCAUAUUGGUUUAUUUAUGGAGAAGUAUCGGAUAAAUAUUUACUUGAUAAUAUAAUUCAUGGUGAUAGUAACAGUACAACAGGAAAUGUUGCAGAAGCGUCAGCAACACAUGUUUUAUUAGCAUUUCAUAUGUUGUUUAUUAAUAUUCUUUUACUCAAUUUGUUAAUUGCCGUUUUUGCAGAUUCCAUUGGAAAAGUUCAAGAAAAUACCGAAUUUUAUUGGCGUUAUCAACGUUAUUCAUUUGUACGAGAAUAUUUCGAGCGUUUACCAUUAUCUUAUCCACCAUUAAUUGUUAUCUCACAUAUCAUAUUAAUUAUUUUAACUAUUCAACAAAAAUGUUGCCCGUCAGGUCGAAAUCAAGUGGCCAAUCCAAAUCAGGUACCAUGGUCAAAAAAAUUUACACGUAUUUUUAAAAUGAUUCCAAAAAGUGAUACACAAGAUGAACAAUGGGAUUCAUUUGAGAAUGCUGCAACAUAUAGUUAUGUUCGUUCAAUAUUAGAAAAUGAUAAAAACAAAAAUGCAUUAACUACUAAUCAUGAACAAUCGAAUAAAAUAAUGACUACAACUGAUUCGAACACUGCAACAACAACUGUAGAUCAACAACAAAUAAUAGAUAAUUUAAAAAAUGAUUUAAUGUCAACAUUUAAAGCAGCUCUUACAGAAACUCAAAAAGGAUUAGAACAAAAUAAUUCAAGAAUGGAAUAUCGUUUAGAUCAGAUGAAAACAUCACUUGAAUGGGUAAUGAAUGCAAUGACACGUGUAAAAAUGAACAAUCCAAAAGAACCAAGACCUACAUUUGAAUUUGUUUCUACUAAAAAUGAUGUUUCGUUACCAAAUCAAACAACAACAUUAACUACAAAUUCUGCUGAAUAG
Rotaria sp. Silwood1 is the source of this 3930-nucleotide messenger RNA. The record is from the annotation of a GenBank genome assembly. NCBI's taxonomy places the organism in Eukaryota, Metazoa, Rotifera, Eurotatoria, Philodinida, Philodinidae.